CCUCCCCCUCCCUCCGCCCUCUCCAUCCUUCCGCCCUCUCAUCGCGCCCGUGCCCGGCCUCCCCGUCGGCGAGCUCUGGCCCCGGAGCCGGGAGCCGGCCCGGCUCAGGAUGGCCGCCCUGGCGCGCGGCGCGUGACCCGUCUCGCCCGCGGCCGGGGGCCCUUCUCAGGCAGAGGGCCAUGGCGGUGACGGUCUUCGAUGGCGCCUUCAGCUUCCAGCAAGACUCGCUCGCCCGGCUGGGCGACCGGGCGAACGCCAAGGAAGAAGGCGUCUUCGAUGCUACCGCGUUCAAGGCUAGCCCAUUCAUGAUGAAGAUGGGCCGCAUCGACCAAGCCACGGACCGCAAGAUGAGCGUGCGGGACAAGGCCCGGGUGGAGACGGACCCGACAUUCCUGCCGUCGGAGGCUGACUUCAGCGCUCCCAAGUCGUUCAAGUAUGACAAGACUAUGAACUACUACAGGACUCUGGGGAUCGACGAGUACGCAACUCAGGAGGAGGUCAAGAAGGCAUUCAAGAAGCUGUCCCUGACCUACCAUCCAGACAAGACCCACUCGCUUCCCAAGGACGUCAGGGAGGAGUACGCGCACAUCUUCAUAGAGAUCAAGAACGCCUCCGCGACCCUCAGCGACAACGCCACGCGCCGCCAGUACGACCGCGACCGUGACCGCGAUCAAGCCGCGGCCGAGAUAGAGGGCUGGAAGAUCCGGGAGCGGACCCAGUUCGACGCCGCGGCCGUGAGCGAGCAGAAGGCGGACCGGCAGAAGGAGCGGACGCAGAAGGCGCAGAGCCAGAUGGUGGAGCACCGGGUGGAGUGCAGGCUGGAGAAGUUCAUCCACGGCGGCCAGAAGGCAGCGCACCUCAGUAUCCUCCUGAAGGACGGGCUCGUUUUUCUCCCCGUGUCUUCUGGCAGGAUCGGACCUACCGAAUCGACAUGCCCAAAGGGGCCAAGGAAGGUUUCUUGUCAGAGUUCAAGCAGAAGGGUAGCCACCACAAGGACCGGCGCCCGGACACCCUCGUGUUCACGGUCGCCGCCAAGGAGCACGAGCUGCUCUCCCGCAAGGGCAACGACCUGCACAUGCGCUUCCCGCUGGAGCCAACCGGUGAUGUGAGCAACGACCCCAUCAUCCGCGCGGAGGCGCCGGGCCUGCGCGGCAGGCACGUGCUGCUGUGGGGCCAGAACCCUUUCGCCGCCGACAGGAACGACGCCGGUGGGAAGUUCAGCAUCCGCGUCCACGGCCAGGGCCUGGGCUCGGACGGGCGCCUGUUCAUGAGGAUCAAGCACCGCAGGGCCGAGAAGUCCGACUGGGUGGGCGGCUGGGCGCCGACGCCGUGGGAGGACUCUCCGGAGGAGUCCCGGUUCCGCCGCUUCGUGGAGCGCUUCCACCUCGGCCCCCAGCGCGCGUUCCCGCAGCUGUUGAAUCCCACCAUGCAGUACCGGAUGCUGCGGACUGCUGCGGAGAUGUUCGGGCGUGAGCUGAAGAGCU
Molecule: messenger RNA, 1484 nt
Organism: Prorocentrum cordatum
Lineage: Eukaryota; Dinophyceae; Prorocentrales; Prorocentraceae
Source: the annotation of a GenBank genome assembly